GGAUUUCUUCCUUUAUACAAACUAGAAAUAAGUGACUUGAGCUAAAAGUUGAUGUUAAUUUAAAACAAGGUCAUCCAGGAAUCUCCAUAUUCUUUAACUCAGUAUAAGCUUUGAAGAGGCCACAAUGCUAGGCAUUCUGGUAGGGUACAGUAAUGCAUCCUAGAGCCUUCCAAGGAUCUUUGUUAGUCUAAAUAUAGUUAUAUUCUUCCUUGUUAGUCAUUUCUAUGAUUAAUAACUUUAACAUCCAUACUGAAUAUGCAUUGUCUCAUAAAGAAUAAGGUUUCUCAGAGUGGUUCUCAGCCUUCCUAAUGCUGCUACCCCAUUAAUAAGUUCUUUGUGUGGUGGUGACUCCAACCAUAAAAUUAUUUUCGUUGCUAUUUCAUAACUGUAAUUUUGCUAAUGUUAUUAAUCAUAAUGUAUAUAUCUGAUAUUCAGUAUAUCAGAAAUGUGACCCUGUGAAAGGGUCAUUUGAGACCCUCAAAGGGAUUGUGACCCACAGGUUGAGAACCACUGCUACUGUGGUAUGGUUUUAAUGAAUACCAAAUUGGUCUGCUUACUAAUCUCCUGUCUUGUCACUAAGAACCCAUCUUCUUCAUCAUAACCGUUUCAUAGCAACCUUGGGUGAUGUAAACAAACAAUGAACUCCUCUGUUCUUCAGGGUAAAUAGAGAAGACUAGAGAGUCAAGCAGCAUCAUUCAUCCUCACACCUAGUAUCAUCCUGGUUCUUUGGAAAAGAGAAUACCUGGAACAAGACAGGAGCUGCCUCUGCUGUAGCCUCACUUGCUCCUUCGGAAGGGUGUGUUGGACUAAAUAUUCACACACACACCCUUUAGUAUAUUUAGUAUCUUUAACUCCUAUUAUGUAGCUGAAAAUGCCCUGGAACUUCUGACCUUUGUGAGUGCUGGGAUAGGGGAUAUGUUGCCACACAACAGUGUGCGUGGUGCUGGGGAUCCACCUAGAGCUUCAUGUGUGCUAGGCAAGGGCUCUGCCAGCACUCACUGAGCGUUCUCUUUUCUGUUGAGACGGUUCUCGUCAAAUAGCCCAGGCUAGCCUUGAAUUUGCCAUCAUUCCUGCCUCUGCCUCUAGGUGUUGUCACCACCAUUUCUUUAAAAAUCUUUACAAAUGAAGGUAGUUGACACUGGGGAAAACGUUUUCAGGUGCAGUGUUCAAAGUGACCUUCCUGAAACUAGACAGGGAGAUCUCGGUUUGCAAAGGGAGAAAAAUAGAAAUGGGAGUCAAGUGACUCUAGAGUUAUCUUUUUAGUUUUUUGAAGCAGGGUUUCUCUGUGUAGUUUUGGAGCCUGUCCUGGAACUCACUCUGUAGACCAGGCUGGCCUUGAAGUCAGAGAUCCACCUACCUCUUCCUCCCGAGUGCUGGGAUUAAAGGCAUUUGCCGCCACCACCUGGCCAGAGUUAUCUUUUUAAUGGAUGUGGUUUAUAGGAACAUUCACAGUAAAGAAUUAAAGGUACUCAAAUUAACAUUUCAACCCAGCCCCGCCUCACCACUUUCUUAGGACUGGUUUUUCUAUCUGGUCAGGUUUAGCAUGGGAUUUGGAAACUUCCACAGUUUGAAGGAAGGGAACUGCAAUUUACUUCAGCUUCUGAGGCCUUUCCCUUUUUUGUUCUUAAGCCCGUGGGUUUCAAUUCAUUAGGAGGAAGUGACAAGAAAGACACCUGUGAAGAUGCCCCUGGCAAACUUAGACAUCAGUAGUGUUUUUUUUCUUCUGCCUGUGGCCUCACCUAAGGAUAAGGACUGCGCUUCUGUGCACAUGUGUGCAGGUGCACGUGUCUGCUUUGUUGACAGCUAUGCAUCAUAAUCCCUCAAUGCCAAGGGUUAUUCCAAGUUGGAGAAUCUGUGUUACAGUACAAUAGAGCCUUCAUCUGGAAUGCCUGCUGGUAAAAUGCCUACAGAGACAUGAAGCCUGGGGCCACUGUUUUUAUCUUUGGGAGCCUGGUGUUGAUAAUCUACCUGCCUUUGGUGUUGAUGACACCUAAAACACUGGCCAUCCCCAAGAAGCUACAACAAGCUGUGGGGAGAGUCAUUGUCAAUGCCACAACAUGCACUGUUACAUGUGGCCUUGGCUACAAGGAAGAGACCGUCUGUGAGGUGGGUCCUGAUGGAGUGAGGAGGAAGUGCAAGUCCCAGCGCUUGGAGUGCCUGACCAACUGGAUCUGUGGGAUGCUCCAUUUCACCGUCGUCCAUGGGGAAGAGUUUGAGCUGAACUGUCUCAGCUCAGACAUCCUAGAGGUGGGGAAAGAAGCUUUCCGCUUUACCUGGAAGCUUGCUCGGGGCAUCAUCUCUACUAAUGAUGAGGUUUUUAAACCCUUCCGGGUCAACUCUCACUUUCUGCGAUUUAAACCCGCCUAUGAGUAUGACUCUGGGACAUACCGAUGUGAUGUGCAGCUGCUGAAAAACUUGAAAUUUGUCAAGAGACUCUAUUUUGGCCUGAGGGUCCUUCCUCCAAAUUUGGUAAACCUGAAUUUCCAUCAGUCCCUCACUGAGGACCAGAAGUUAGUAGAUGAGGGCUGGGAAAUUAAUCUAGACAACCAUUCUAAGCCUGACCUCCCUAAGUGGCAAAAGAAGGUGGCAUCAGCCGUGGGCAUAGGGAUUGCUGUUGGAGUGUUCGGUGGCGUGCUGCUGAGCGUUGCUGUCCGCAGAGUGCUGGGGGGGAUUGACAGCAAUGGCGGCCUCAGCAGCUGAUGAUACCACCCUUACAACUGGGAGGCUGGCUGCCCGGGAAGCCAAGCUAGCUUGUACGUGAGUGUCCUGCCCCUCUGAUAGUGAAGUGACAAGAAAAGGGCUCCUAGAGUCAGCGGUUGGCCAGGAGGCUUGGAGGAUGCAACCUCAUCCCCACACUGCUGUUCAGGGCAGCAGUGUCUAUUGUCUUCAGAUUUUCUCAUACUGGGUGCUCAGGAAACCCACUCACGCCUGGCCUUGCUUCUGUUCUAGCGGAGUUGUGUCCUCCAAGCUUGCUCUUUUUCUUUUUGUGUUUUAGGGUGCAUGUGCCACUCACCUCCAUCCCACUCCUCUGAACUGUGUGUGUGGACCAGAAUGUGCUAGUAGCAGUUUGGGUGGAAACUUUUUAUUUUUGUUCAAUAAAGAGAAUUCGCAGUAA
Mesocricetus auratus (golden hamster) is the source of this 3115-nucleotide messenger RNA. It is a transcript of the gene Tmem81, whose product is annotated as transmembrane protein 81. The record is from RefSeq and is a predicted model, not a curated record. The coding region runs from base 1915 to 2700 and encodes 261 amino acids. The transcript has a single exon. NCBI's taxonomy places the organism in Eukaryota, Metazoa, Chordata, Mammalia, Rodentia, Cricetidae.